Messenger RNA from Mirounga angustirostris (Northern elephant seal), 3705 nucleotides. It is a transcript of the gene ZNF385B, whose product is annotated as zinc finger protein 385B. NCBI's taxonomy places the organism in Eukaryota, Metazoa, Chordata, Mammalia, Carnivora, Phocidae. Gene Ontology annotation, cellular component: nucleus. The coding region runs from base 854 to 2371 and encodes 505 amino acids. Gene Ontology annotation, molecular function: nucleic acid binding; zinc ion binding. The record is from RefSeq and is a predicted model, not a curated record. The transcript is spliced from 12 exons.
CCCGAGGCCGAGGACCGCGCGGAGCCCCGGUCGGGACGGAGCCUCCUCUCCCUCGCAGUGCGCGCACGCCUGGAAAGGCGGGUUUUAUAGGCAGCGAUGCUGCGGGAGACUCUGCAGUGGCGACGGGCCCCCGAACGGUCCCGCCUCAUUCGCCCUAGUGUGUGUGCCUCGCAAGUGCCUGCCUGGUAAACCCUCACCAGCUUCGGCGCGCGGCGGUGGCGUCGGCGGGUCCAAACGCCGGGGUCGCGAGCCGGGCCAGAGGGCCGGGCGCGCCCCGCGGGCCCCAGGCACACGCCCCUCACCUGGGCGAGGCAGGGCGCGCAGGCGCUCAGCGCUGGGGCCGCAGCCGGGAGCCUCAGCCCGGCGCCCGCCAGAGUUGGACAGUUUCGGGGCCGCGCCGGGCCGAACUGUCCCCGGCGCCGCCGCCGCCGCCGCCGCCGCCGCCCCGGGCUGCAAUAGAUAAGGGGAGAGCGUCUGCGCGGAGCCCCAGCGCAGCCCAGGCGGGACCGCCGCAGCCGCCGGAGCGCGAGCAACAGCUUCCCGGCUGGAGGAGCCACUGCCCCACGCGCCAGCGGCCGGCGCGCCGAGAAGAAGAAUUUGAUGCCCAGAUAGACAAGUGAUUUCUUAACUAUCAAAUGACUGACAGAGCUGACACUUUCUUCCACAUGAUGCUGGGGCGUUGGUUACGCUGAGAAGCAGAUGUUCUGCAUUUCAACCUCAUCAAAAAUUAAAUUGAUAUUUAUGGGCUAAUCUGGAAACCUAAAUACAGUUUGUUUCACUACAACUAUAAGAAAAUAUGUUCAAAUUCCCAUUGGCUGACUUAUAAAGGGGCUUCUGGAACACAACUUUAUGUAUGAAGUACUCAUUAAGCCCUAACAAUUACCCUGAAGAUGGUAUUAUGAAUAUGGCAACUUUUCUACGGGGCUUUGAAGAAAAGGGGAUAAAGAAUGACAGGCCUGAGGACCAGUUGAGUAAAGAGAAAAAGAAAAUUCUUUUCUCCUUCUGUGAGGUGUGCAACAUCCAGCUAAACUCUGCAGCCCAGGCCCAAGUCCAUUACAAUGGCAAAUCCCAUCGCAAACGAGUCAAGCAGCUGAGUGAUGGGCAGCCCCCGCCGCCAGCUCAGGGCUCAGGGCAGCUCCUGGCCAGCCCCAGCACCAACACCAGCACAGGCAGUACAUGCCACACAACUACACUUCCUGCUUUUGUGCGCACCCCUACCCUGAUGAUGCAGCCUUCACUGGAUAUCAAACCAUUUAUGUCUUUUCCAGUGGACAGUAGUUCUGCUGUUGGGCUCUUUCCAAAUUUUAACACAAAAAGAAGAGGCUUAUUUGGGACCAAUAAAUUCUGCCAGAUGGAUCCUGUGCAAAAAGCAGUCAUUAACCACACUUUUGGAGUAUCCAUUCCCCCAAAGAAGAAACAAGUUAUUUCUUGUAAUGUCUGUCAGCUUCGCUUUAAUUCGGAUAGCCAGGCCGAGGCCCACUACAAAGGAAGUAAACAUGCCAAGAAGGUCAAAGCACUAGAGGCAACGAAAAAUAAACCCAAAAUGGUUUCUUCCAAGGACAGCGCAAAGGCUAAUCCCAGCUGCUCCAUCACUCCAAUCACAGGCAACAGCUCUGACAAAUCAGAAAAUAAAGGGAAGCUAAAAGUCAACAGUUGCAGUCAGCCAUCAGGCUCCGAAGGGGGCUCCUAUCUCCUCAAAUCUGGCACAGCAUCCUUGCCACCUGGGACAGCCGCUUCUCCCUCGAAGAGCACAAACGGAGCUCCUGGUACUGUUUCUGAAUCAGAAGAAGAAAAAGCCAAAAAAUUACUGUAUUGUUCACUAUGCAAAGUGGCUGUGAACUCCCUGUCCCAGCUAGAGGCACACAACACAGGAUCCAAACACAAGACCAUGGUUGAAGCUCGUAAUGGGGCUGGUCCAAUUAAGUCCUAUCCUAGACCUGGAUCAAGGUUAAAGAUGCAGAAUGGCAGUAAGGGCUCAGGACUACAGAACAAGACAUUUCAUUGUGAAAUCUGUGAUGUUCAUGUUAAUUCAGAAAUUCAGCUCAAGCAGCACAUUUCUAGCCGAAGGCAUAAGGAUCGAGUUGCAGGGAAACCACUGAAGCCGAAAUACAGCCCUUACAAUAAACUCCAGCGGAGCCCAAGCAUUUUAGCAGCAAAACUUGCAUUCCAGAAAGACAUGAUGAAGCCUUUGGCCCCGGCCUUCCUGUCGUCGCCCCUGGCGGCGGCGGCCGCGGUGUCGUCGGCGCUGUCGCUGCCGCCCCGGCCGUCGGCGUCGCUCUUCCAGGCGCCCGCCAUCCCGCCCGCGCUGCUGCGGCCCGGCCACGGGCCCCUCCGCGCCACGCCCGCCUCCAUCCUCUUCGCGCCCUACUGACGGCCCGCGCCCCGGGGCCGCUGCAGGGGGAGGGCCCGAGGGGGCGGCGGCGGCGGGAGCGUCUGCGUUGCAGCCCCCCCCCGGCCCCGACUCCAAAGACUGAGAAAUCACUAGGCUCAAGAGUGCGUUGCAGCCCCCCCCCCCGGCCCCCCCCCCCCGGCCCCGACUCCAAAGACUGAGAAAUCACUAGGCUCAAGAGUGCUUUUAGGGACCGCUCCCACCGUUAGGGAUCUGAGCAGCCCAGGCUUUAUGCCCCUGUCCCCUCCCCCCACCCCACUCCAUCUGUGUAUCUGAGAUAAUUGGUUUCUUGCACAUGUAUCGGUCAGAAAACAAAACAAAACAAUGUAUCUAUAUACCAUUCGCUGACUCUUUUUCCAUGGGUGUGAUCUGGCUUAGAAAACGAUAAGGAAUAUUUUCCUGACAGACUUGAAAACUAGGGUCUUCCUCACACGUCUGUAAAUAACUCUGGAAUCCAACUGGGCACAUUGUAGUGUGGAACAAAAAUAGAUGAACACAAGUGCUUACUUGUGGAUACCAUCUUACCAACGGAUCACAAUGUUUUCUUUUCUGGUGUACUCUUGUCGACAGGGAUUGUGUACUGUUUUAGACCCAAGUACUGUUGUAUCCUGUGUAGUACUAGUUCUGUAUCUCUUGUCUGAAUUCAACAUUUUUAGUUGCUGUGUAAAUGUUAGGAAGCAAAGUAGCUUUGAAUUUUCUCUUUAAGAGAACAAAAGAUAAUGUAUUUUGUUUAUUUCACGUUUUAUUUGGUGAUAUUUAAAAGAACUAGAAAGCCAUAUAAUAUAGCUAUAAUUACUACCUGUUUGCUAUUUUUGUUUAACUUAUUUUGUAGCUUCCUCACUUUAGUUUGAGUUGCUAAGCAAAUGUAUACAACCAGAAAAAAAGAGCUUCCUAAGUUGCACAUUUUUGCACCUCUUGUGCAUUCUGCAAGGAGACAAUGAAUCCAUGUAUUUCUACGUAAUUAUCUUUUUCAUUUUUAACCUGUUUCAUUUGUAAUGAUGCUACAUAAUUUUGUGGCUCCCUGAUGCAAUAAUGUACAGAAGAUAAAAAAUUUAUAAUUGAACAAUUUGUCUUUCUGUUCACCGAAUAUAUUGCAGGUCAUGCUCCCAUGCCCCCCUUUCUAAACUGGUAUCAACAAGACUGGAAUGUUUGUGGUAUCAGGGGCAAGAGGUAUCAUAAAACAACAAAAUAGAGUGAACUCUUUUAGAGCAUCUAUAUCUGCAAUCUGUAAAUGGUAAAAUGUCUGUGUAUUUUUUUAAAUGUACCUUUUCAAUAAAAGUACAAAAAGUAAAAGCCUGUUUGUGUUUUCAAAGUUA